This is a messenger RNA of Hyaena hyaena (striped hyena), 4108 nucleotides long. It is a transcript of the gene ANO5, whose product is annotated as anoctamin 5. NCBI's taxonomy places the organism in Eukaryota, Metazoa, Chordata, Mammalia, Carnivora, Hyaenidae. The transcript has 23 exons. The record is from RefSeq and is a predicted model, not a curated record. Gene Ontology annotation, molecular function: chloride channel activity; protein dimerization activity. Gene Ontology annotation, cellular component: plasma membrane. The coding region runs from base 1 to 2799 and encodes 932 amino acids. Gene Ontology annotation, biological process: chloride transmembrane transport.
AUGAUUGGUUCAGUGGUGAUGACCACAUCCAGCCCAAGUUCCUGUUUCCGGUUUGUUCAUAGAUCCAACAUCCAAGCAGGGGAGGAGCAGAGCAUUGAGAGAAUAUCCAAUAGAGAAGCAGAAUAUAUUUUUGGAAUGAAUGAGCAGUCCCUGAGCAGCAGAGAGACCAGCUUUCUCAUCACUGAAGAACCAGCGUCUACAAAGCGAUACAAUUUGUUCCUGAAGCGACGUCUUUUGUUUAAAAAAGACGAACAAAGCAAGGACUCUAUCUUCUUCAGAGAUGGGAUUAGGCAAAUUGAUUUUGUGCUUUCCUAUGUUGAUGACCUAAAGAGAGAAGCAGACCCAAAGGCGGAAAGGAGGAAAGAAUUUGAACAAAAUCUCAGAAAAACAGGUCUUGAGUUGGAAAUUGAAGACAAAAGGAACUCUGAAGAUGGAAAGACAUAUUUUGUCAAGAUCCAUGCCCCUUGGGAGGUACUGGUUACUUAUGCUGAAGUGUUGGGAAUCAAAAUGCCUAUUAAGGAGAGUGAUAUUCCUCUACCCGAGAAUAUCCCAUUCAGCUGUAUGCUUGAGCCUCUGAAGCUCCCAAGGAAUGUGAAGCGCCCCCAUCCUGAAUAUUUCACUGCCCAGUUCACCAGGCAUCGGCAGGAACUCUUCCUCAUUGAAGACCAGUCAAGCUUCUUUCCAUCCUCAUCAAGAAACAGAAUUGUUUAUUAUAUUCUCUCACGGUGUCCUUUUGGCAUAGAAGAUGGGAAGAAAAAGUUUGGGAUUGAAAGACUACUAACUUCUAAUACCUAUUCAUCUGCCUAUCCACUCCAUGAUGGUCAAUAUUGGAAGCCAUCAGAACCUCCUAACCCUGUCAACGAGAGGCACAUACUUUGCCAGAAUUGGGCUCGGUUUUCCUAUUUUUACAAGGAGCAGCCUUUAGAUUUGAUUAGGAAUUAUUAUGGAGAAAAAAUUGGCAUGUAUUUUGUCUUUCUUGGAUUUUACACAGAAAUGCUGUCAUUUGCGGCUGUAGUUGGCUUAGCUUGUUUCAUUUACGGCUUAUUAUCAAUGCAUAAUAACUCAAGCAGCACUGAAAUCUGUGACCCUAAUAUUGGAGGGCAGAUUAUCAUGUGCCCACUCUGUGAUCUAGUGUGUGAUUAUUGGAGACUAAAUACAACGUGUUUUGCUUCAAAGAUCUCCCAUUUAUUUGACAAUGAGUCCACAGUGUUCUUUGCAAUAUUCAUGGGAAUUUGGGUCACAUUGUUUUUGGAGUUUUGGAAACAGCGACAAGCCAGAAUGGAAUAUGAGUGGGACCUGGUGGACUUUGAAGAGGAGCAGCAACAGCUUCAGCUGAGACCUGAAUUUGAAGCUAUGUGCAAACACAGGAAGAUAAAUGCCGUGACUAAGGAGAUGGAACCUUAUAUGCCUCUAUACAGUCGCCUCCCGUGGUACUUUUUAUCUGGAGCUACAGUGACGUUAUGGAUGGCUCUUGUCAUUGCCUGCAUGGUAGCUGUGAUUGUGUACCGCCUGUCAGUCUUUGCAACGUUUGCUAGCUUUAUGGAAAGUGAAGCAUCCUUGAAGCAUGUCAAAAGUUUCCUCACUCCCCAGAUAGCUACGUCACUCAGUGGAUCCUGCUUAAACUUUAUUGUCAUCUUGAUCUUGAAUUUCUUUUAUGAAAAGAUAUCUGCAUGGAUAACAAAAAUGGAAAUUCCUCGAACUUACCAGGAAUAUGAGAGCAGUCUUACCUUGAAAAUGUUCCUGUUUCAGUUUGUAAAUUUUUACUCGUCCUGCUUCUACGUAGCUUUCUUUAAAGGGAAGUUCGUGGGCUAUCCCGGAAAAUACACAUAUUUGUUUAAUGUGUGGAGAAGUGAAGAGUGUGACCCUGGAGGCUGUCUAAUAGAAUUGACAGCCCAGUUGACCAUCAUAAUGACUGGGAAACAGAUCUUCGGAAACAUUAAAGAAGCCAUUUAUCCUAUGGUUCUGAAUUGGUGGAGACGUCGAAAAGCUCGGACCAAUUCCGAAAAGCUAUACAGUCGAUGGGAGCAGGAUCAUGACCUUGAAACUUUCGGAUCUCUUGGGCUAUUCUAUGAGUACUUAGAAACAGUUAUCCAAUUUGGAUUUGUCACAUUAUUUGUGGCCUCUUUUCCUUUGGCUCCUCUUCUUGCUCUCUUGAAUAAUAUUAUAGAGAUCCGAGUGGAUGCCUGGAAACUUACAACUCAGUACAGGAGACCGGUAGCUGCUAAAGCUCAUAGCAUAGGUGUCUGGCAAGACAUUCUUUAUGGAAUGGCUGUCCUUUCUGUUGCAACUAAUGCUUUUAUUGUUGCAUUUACCUCGGACAUCAUUCCUCGUUUAGUUUACUACUACGCCUACUCAAAGGAUGCCGCUGCGCCCAUGAAAGGAUAUGUCAAUGACAGCCUGUCAACAUUCCUGAUAGCUGAUUUUCCAAACCACACUGUGCCUUGGGAGAAACGAGAUUUCACCACUUGCAGGUACAGAGACUACAGAUAUCCACCUGACCAUGACCAGAAAUAUUUUCAUAAUAUGCAGUACUGGCAUGUCCUUGCUGCCAAGAUGACCUUCAUCAUCGUCAUGGAACAUGUUGUGUUUUUAGUUAAAUUUUUGUUGGCCUGGAUGAUUCCUGAUGUUCCAAAAGAUGUUCUGGAGAGAAUCAAGCGAGAGAAGUUAAUGACUAUCAAGAUUCUCCAUGACUUUGAGCUUAACAAAUUAAAAGAAAACUUGAGAGCUAAUUCAAGUGAACUUGCCAAAGAAGUCCUAAUUCAGGAAAACAAAGCACAACUGGCUAAAUCAGCAGUCUAAUCAACAUAAUGAACAAGCCACUAGAUGCCUGUUAGGCUUCACAAUCUCCCCUGGGUUUUGGGCCAGAGGCCAGAAGCCACAUAUCAGUUUCACCCUGCCUCCUCCUCCUUCUUUUUUAAUUCUGAGUUUUCUGUACACUUUUACAGAGGCCAGCUUUGUGAGGUUGGAAGAAUACCACUUGUCUGCUUCAUUGACUGAGCCCUCCCCAGAUAUUGUUUUCUGGAGUUCUAGAAAUGAUUGUUAAAAGUGCAUAUCGAAUCAGAAUAGUGAAAAAUCAUGGAAUGUUGCAGUUUAGAAUGAAACACUGGACUUGGGCUGUCCCAUCAUGUUCCAGUGUGUCUGCACAUUUUCAUGGUCUUCUACUGGUGGUUUUAUAACUUCUCCCCAUCAAGAAAAAUGUUGAAACGUGGAGAAAAGAAGUGAAGAAGCCUAUUGAGCCGUAUAUAUCCUGCCAUCUUAGACCAUGUGAAUGAAAACCCCAAAUCAGAUGACUUAAGAAAACUCACAUAUUAAAAAUGUUAAGUAAAUAUCAUGGCAAGGGUUUGUUCCUGAAAUCACCCUGAACAACUUAAGCUUCCAUCAGAAUCCCAGAGAGACCUUCCAGGUCAAUACAGAAUUGGUUUUUCAAGAGACUGAACAUUUGGGUUUCAACAAAAGUCUAACAUCUCAGUACUUUUAAGACAACGUUUUGGUAACAGCAAUUUCAAGGCUGGAUUGUCUUAUCUGGAAAACAGCAUUAAGAAGUUGUUAGGUUGCUUCAGUUCUUCAAGUAAAUGAAAGAUAUUGUAGAGAAGUCAAUGUGUCUUCUUAGUUAACAAACACAAGACAAUGAAUAUUGAUUAAUUUGUUGACCUUAAUCUAAAAAAAUCGUUGAAUUACUUUUAAAAAUCAUUUUUCUUCUACCAUGCAUAUUUUGCAUCAUGAAGCCUGUUUGAGCAUAAGCUCUUUGUGUAAGUUAGGUACAAGUUGUUUAUGAAAUUUGAUCUCUCUCUUUAAAGCAAUCUCGAAUCUUCUAAUGGGUUUAUACUGUUUCCAAUUGAUGCAUCACUCCAUACAGUGCUCAGUGCCUUGUCCCUAUGCCUUUGACACACAAGAAGUGGUUGUGCUGUUUAUCUGACGUGAUGUAACAUCUCAAAUGUUAGCUUGUUUAGUGAAAUUGUCGAUUUAACAUCAGUCACGGAGUUUAACACCAAAAGUAGAUCAACCAAGUAAGAAGGGGGUGAUGGAUUUUACAGCCAAGUGAAAAUAAGUUAAUUGAAUGAUUUCUCUCAUAUGUAGGCCUCUGGUACAGGUACACCUUUUCUUUUUU